GUCGCAGGCGCUUCCGUUUUGCAACAUUUCCGGAUUUUGUACCCCACUACGCUUGACGGCAGUACUGACAGAUCAGAGUCCAGUCAGUUGUUUUUUCCGAACAAAACGCCAGAACCUUAGGUCUGAUCCCUGUACGGAGUUCGGAGCACAGUGAACGCACGCGGAGAAGCAACAUGCGACGUUUGUGGGGAGUUUAUUCACAGCGUUAGCUAGCUAGCCAGCUAGGCACCCUAGUUGAAGAAGUCUCGGGCCGGGUUCGGUCCCGUCCAAACUCCCAUGUAAGUCCGAGGGCAGGCUUCGAGCACCCUGGGGGCCAUUAGGGGAGAGCGGCGUGGAUCGGGGUCAGUGUCGUUCCUCCGGAAGAUGUGGCUCCAGCAGAGGUUGAAGGGGCUGCCGGGCUUGCUGUCGAGCAGCUGGGCGAGGAGGCUGCUGGUGGGGCUGCUGCUCCUCCUCAUCUUCUACUGGUACCUGGGAGCGGAUUGGGCUCUGUUCCGCGGCUCCGGGAUGCCCGGGGGGGCGGCCGGCCUGUGCCUCCUGGCUGAAAUACACCGGUGGCAGUCGAUUGUGGAGCGGGGGGAGGGGGUGUACAGCUCCCCCCAGGACCGGCUGGAUGCGCCUUUCGUUUCGGGGAACGGACACAUGCUGGUCGACAUCGACUCUAACAAGCUGUGGGUGGCGUCCUCCUCCCAGCCAGGCUCUGCCCCCGUGCACCAGACCGACUACUCCCCCAGAGUGGGCAUUCAAUUGGAUGGGAAGCGCGCGGAGGCGCGCGCCAGCAUGCUGUGGUUCCGGAAGGGCUCCGUGCUGUCCGUCCGCUGCGCGUCCCCCGCCGCCGCCGAGUCCGCCCGGGACUGCCUCUCCAUCAGGGAGGAGUUCGUCGUUCACCGCAGCAGACCCAACGUGUUCCUGCAGCGAGUCCACAUCAAGAACCCGACGGACACCGCGGCGUCUUUCGACGUGUCCACGCCCAGCUCCUCCCUGGGCUCCAAGUUCUCCACCAGCACGGAGAAGCAGGAGGACCGGGAGGUGCUGCUGUCCUCCGGCAGGGUUCCCGUGGAGAACAACCGCAUGGUGCUGGUGGUGGUGGUGACCAAAAGGCUGAGCAGCAGGAUCCAGGUCCCUGCUAAAUCUGAGCACAAGGACAACAUCCUGUCAGUGGUGUGGACCUCCGAGCCCAUCGAGUCCUCCAAGCUGGAACAGACCUUCAGUGCCCUCAGAGAUGGAGCCAAGCAGGAACUGGGGGAUCUGCUGAGAGGCUCCAUGGAGGACCUGGUCCUGGAUCACCAGCAGGCCUGGGCAGACCUCUUCAUUUCAGGUGUUGAAAUGAGGAAGAUCACGGAUUCUCACACUCCAUCCAGCCACACCGUCAACACCACCCUGUACUACAUCCUGUGCUCCUCCUGGGCCCCCCUGCUCGACCAGCAGCUGAACAAAGACGAGCACGCCCGCCUCGAGUCCAGUCUGAACUACGCGGACCACUGCUUCAGCGGCCACGCCACUAUGCACGCAGAGAACCUGUGGCCUGCCCGGGUGAGCAGCACCGCUCAGAUCCUGCAGCUCGUUACCUUGUGGACUCUGACCCUGCAGAAGAGGGGCUGCAAGGUCCUGGUGGCGGCCGGCGCUCACGGCGUCAUGCAGGGAAUGGUGCUCAGCUUCGGCGGCCUUCAGUUCACCGAGAACCACCUGCAGUUCCAGGCCGACCCGGACGUCCUGCACAACAGCUACGCUCUGAGAGGAAUCCACUACAACCGGGACCUGAUAAACCUGGCGGUGCUGCUGGACGUGGAGGGGAAACCUUUCCUGCACGUGUCGGUGAAGCAGCAGGAGCAGCCGGUGAAGCUGUACGCCUGCGAGGCCGGCUGCCUCAACGAGCCGGUGGAGCUCACGUCCGAGGUCAAAGGCCACACCUUCCCGGUCAUGGUGACCCAGCCCAUCACGCCGCUGCUCUACAUCUCCACGGACCUGCGCCACUUGCAGGACCUGCGCCACACGCUGCACCUCAAGGCCAUCCUGGCCCACGAAGAGCACAUGGCGAACAGAUACCCAGGCCUGCCCUUCCUCUUCUGGUUCAGUGUGGCCUCCCUGAUCACGCUCUUCCACCUCUUCCUCUUCAAGCUCAUAUACAAUGAAUACUGUGGGCCCGGCGCCAAGCCGCUCUUUAGGAGCAAGGACUCCAGAAAGCAUCAGGACGACAGCUGUGACGGCCUGGAUGCUGCAUGAACGUAGCUUCAGUCGGUUCAUAAUAAAGCUGAACACACACACACACACACCCACACACACACACACGUCUACAUUGAAGCAUGCAGGUUCUGACACGCAUGUUCUGGGAGAGUCUUGAAGAUUCUUCCGUUUGCUCCAAAACACAAACACGGCUGUAGUUCACGUCGUCAUGGUUAGAACUCCGGGUUUGAAUCCUGACGGACGGGGUUCAGUGUGUUUGCAUGUUCUCCUGCUUCCUCCCACGGUCCACAGGCAUCGAUCUAUUCACCAGCAGUGGCCACUCCGUCCUGUGGAGGGUCUGGGUCAUCCCAGGACCCAAAAACGUGGCUUUAAACUGCUCCUUAGAAGUGGGAGUGACCGUCAGUCUGCAAAGAACCGGGCCAGAGUUCUUGAACAUUGCAGACCGUUGCAACGGUCACGGUGGUGGGGGCAACAUCCAAACCAUCAUGGUGGUGGGGGCAAAAUCCCGACCAUCGUGGUGGUGGGGGCAACAUCCAGACCAGCACAGUGGGGGGGGGCAACAGCAGAACCUGAACCUGCAGAAGGAACUCUGGGAUCUAGCAUGAAAACGGGUCACCUGAUGGAUUCAGGUGUGCUUCAGGUUCUCUCACACCUGUGGAAAGGUGGAUUUGAAGUUCUCGCCUUCAAAGCGGCGUUCUUGCUGCUGACUGCGUGAAGAGCUGCUCAGCUGGUUUUCCUGCUAACCGCGGGUCAGAACUCCAGCAGAACAUUGUCAACCUGGAUCUCCUUUCUUACUGCUUUGGACAGACGUUGGAAUCCAGACCGGCUGUGAGACGAGGUGCUGGAGGAGAUCCAGACUGCAGGAAGCUGCUGGGAUGAGAGGUUUUAUUAUGCCGACUCCUUUUUUUCCCUGGAUCUGGUCUAAGCAGGAUGACCUCAGGUUAUCCGGACCGUUAACUUCAGCUCUGAAAUAAAGAACUGGGCUAGAACUCUUGAACAUUGACAGGUUUUGAAUGUGGUUCCUCUGUUCUGGAUGAUGGAUCUGCAGAACCUUCAGACUAGUAAGCGUGCCUUAAUGAAGAAAUAAUUUAUAGCUGGGAAUGUUUUCUGUCCGAAUGAAGCAAAUGGAAGGUUUGUCUUUGGGGAAAUAAGUCACUGAAAUGUGAAACUUUGUUCUUUUCUUCUUAUUGUGGGGCUUAACCCUUGUGCUAUCUUAGAUGACCCACCCUUACAUUGACGUGUUCUCCCUACCAUGACAAAGG
Molecule: messenger RNA, 3443 nt
Organism: Oryzias latipes (Japanese medaka)
Lineage: Eukaryota; Metazoa; Chordata; Actinopteri; Beloniformes; Adrianichthyidae
Product: KIAA2013 ortholog
Source: RefSeq, a predicted model, not a curated record